Molecule: messenger RNA, 2358 nt
Organism: Stylonychia lemnae
Lineage: Eukaryota; Ciliophora; Spirotrichea; Sporadotrichida; Oxytrichidae
Source: the annotation of a GenBank genome assembly
AUGGAACUACAAUUAGCUAAACGACCCUCCCCAUCAACUUUAGUAAUGGGCAAGAAAGUGAAACUUUUGACUAACUAUUACAGAUUUAACUUUACAAAUCCCAAAAAGAACUAGAUAUUCAAGUACACCGUUAAGUUUACUCCAGAGAUUCCAGAUAAUUCAAGGAAAAUCAGAAACAAGGUGGUCAAUGCCAUCAGAAGUCAGCUCUAGGAAUAUCUAGGUUUCUUCAUUUUUAUGGGAAAUUGCUUGUAUUCAUUAGAAAAUUCACCAGAGAUUCCUAAGCAUAAAAGUGAGUAUGAUGGAAUCAGCUAUGAACUCGAAAUCAACUGGGUUUAGUACAUUGGGGAGAUGGACUCAGACAGACUGAUCUUCUACAAAAUAUUCUUCAACUCACUUUUAAAAAAGAUCAAGUACAAACAGAUUGGAAGAAAUUUCUUCAACCCAAAUCAAUCAGUUUCACUAAACUAGUACAACUUGGAAGUGUGGCCAGGCUUUGCUUCGAGUCUUCAUAUGCUUCAAAACGGUGUGAUGCUUAACGUUGAUAUUUGUCAUAAAGUUAUUAGAACUGAGACUGUACUUAAACUUAUCGAGGAUAUCAAGAAGAAUUGCAGAGGAGAUCUUAGAGAGGAAAUAAAGAAAACUUUGAUUGGAACAACUGUAAUGACUAUCUAUAACAAAAGAACCUAUAAAGUAGAUGACAUUGAGUUCAAUAAAAGUUUAUAUGAUACCUUCCAGCAAGAGGAUGGUACUGAAAUUACCUACCAAGACUAUUUCAGGAAAAAAUAUAGCAAAAACAUUUCAGAUCCAAACUAGCCAGUUAUUGUAAAUGUCAAUCAGAAAACUGGAAAUUAAAUAAUUCUUAUCCCAGAGCUUUGCUAAAUGACUGGUCUUUCUGAUUCACUCAGAGCUAAUUUCAACAUUAUGAAGGAAAUGUCUUCAAUCACCAACUCUGAUGCUACUAAGAGAGUUGAGGAGUGCAAGAAUCUGCUGGAGAUGUUUAAACGAAAUGAAAGGUGCAGGCAGGAGAUGGAAAACUGGCAAGUUGAAAUCUCUCACAGUCCUGUUGAGAUUUCUGGCUAAAAAAUCAAUGCAGGAAAUUUGGUAAUGGGCAAGAAUGAUUCAGGAGUCAGAAUAGAAUUUGACCUGGAAACUACUCAUGAUAUCGAUAGAAAAAUUCAAUCUACUAUGUAUUCUUAGCCAGAAAUAAAGAAGUGGGGAAUUUUCUAUUCUGAUUUCGACAGGAAAACUGCUAUUCAGUUCCUCGAAACACUCGAAAAAUGUAGUCAGCAAUUCAAAUACAAAAUUCUUAAACCAAGAGAAUUUCAAAUGAAGGGAACCAGAUUCUAAGAUUGGGAGUAAGCAAUUAGAGAAAAUUUGGAUGGUUCAGUUCAAGCAAUUGUGUUGAUCUUACCAGGAUAAAAGGGAAAAGCACCGCUUUACGAUGACUUGAAAAAGCUCUUACUGAAGGAAGUGCCAGUUCCAUCCUAAGUUGUCUUAUCAAAUACUAUCUCAAGAGGAAAAAAUGUCAGAUCAAUCUGUAAUAAGAUCCUUAUUCAAAUCUGCGCAAAGAUUGGUGGAGAACCUUGGGCUGUAAAUGACAUGCCAUUCUUUGACAAGCCAACAAUGAUAUGCGGUAUGGACGUCUAUCACAAAACAGGAACUGGUUCUAAGUCAAUUUUAGCUUUUACAGCUAGUAUCAAUUAGAGGGCCACUAAAUAUUGGUCUUGCGCCAAGGUAUAAGAUGAAGGUUAAGAGAUUUCUAACACUCUAGAAUCUGUUAUGCAUGAGGCUUUGUCAGAGUUCUAGAAAAAGAAUGGAGUAGCACCCCAAAACCUCAUCAUUUACAGAGAUGGUGUGGGUGAUUCUUAAAGAAGCAUAGUCAUCAAUUUUGAGCUACCUCAAAUUUAACAAGCAAUAAAAAGACAUAACCUGGAGGAAACCACUAAAGUUAUGAUCAUACUAGUUAAUAAGAGAAUUAAUCAGAGACUUUUCAACACAGAUCAUCCUCAAAAGAUCUGCAAUCCUCAGCCAGGAACUAUAGUUGAUUCAGGAAUUGUUUAGAAGGACAGCUACGAUUUCUUCUUGGUUUCUUAGGUAGCCAGAGUGGGAGUUGUGAGUCCAACUCACUAUGUUGUGGUGUAUGAUAGCAUAAAAGAAGACGCACAGUAGAUUCAACUUUUGACUUACAAACUGUGCUACACUUAUUACAAUGUUUCAGGAUCAAUCAAAGUGCCAGCUCCAGUGCAAUAUGCUCACAGAUUAUCAAACCUGAUUGGAGAUAGAGUAAAAGGCCACUUCGGUGUGCCUAUACCUCAUGAGCACUUUGGCAAAAACAUUCAAGGUCUUUACUUCAUUUGA